AUGGUUCCGUCAAUGGUAGCCUUCGCCAUCUCAACCGCGGUGAUGUCUGCUGCUGCCGAUGCAGCCUCCGUUGGGGCCGCUGCUGCGUACGGGACUCAGUCGGCGCGAGACUCGGCUUGCAGCGGAGAAGGACCUGGCGGCGUCGCUGUGCACGAUGACUCGUGGUACCUGGGAGACGGCGGGUUCGCCGGGCGGCACUUGGAGGACGAAGACCGCCUUGCCGCCAAGAAGGACGAGAAAGCCUUCUUCCGAGAACGGUCGCUGUCCGUGUACGACCAGAUGAAGGAGGCCAGCAUGCUCCUGCUGGCCCAGCAGCAGCUCUUGGCCGCGGAGGAGACGCGGGAGGAGGCCUCCAAGCCUCGCUUCGUCGCCGCCGCGGGGGGAUCGAUGGCGGCACGAGCCCAGGCCGCUCGCGACCGGCAGAGGAAACGAAACGUCGUGAGGGGCUUGCUGCCAGACGCCCCGGCGGCUUCGGGUCCUGCGUCAGGAGCUGCUCCGUCGCCGGCGUCAAGGGGUGCACCCGUGCUGAUUCCUGUGGGGCCGGGCAUGCUGUCAGGGGAUAGUCUCGGGGUGGGAGGUCUGGACGAGGAGCUAGAAGAGAUCCGACGGCGGGUGUGCGUCCCAUUGGCGGCGCCGGCGGACCUCCUGGAAGACCUCGGGAUAUCCCCCGUGCGCGGCCUGCUUCUCCACGGCCCCCCCGGGUGCGGGAAGACGCUGCUCGCGAGGCGGCUCUCGGCGGCGCUGACCCCGCGCCCCCCGGCGGUCGUGUCCGGGCCCGAGAUCCUGGAGCGCUUCGUGGGCUCGUCGGAGGCCAAUAUCCGCGCGCUUUUCGACUACCCCCCGGACGUCCCCGGCGGCGACGAGUCGGAGCAGGCGGAGGCCCUCCACGUGAUCGUGAUGGACGAGUUCGACAGCAUCGGGCAGAGGCGCGGGGGCGGCGACGACGGCGGGGACCGCGUGCGCGACAGCGUCGUCAACCAACUCCUAGCCCGCAUGGACGGGUUCCAAGAGCUCGAUCGGCCUACCCUGCUCGUGGCCCUUACCAACAGGAUUGAUCUAUUGGACACGGCCCUCCUACGGCCCGGACGGUUUGAAGUGCAGGUGCACAUCCCCGGGCCCGACCAAUCAGGACGCGAGGCCAUCCUCCGCAUCCACACGCAACGGAUGCACCAAGCAGGCCGCAUCGAUGCCCCGCCGCCCCCAGACGCCGAGAAGAAGAGCGGGGACGGAUACAGCGCCCUCGUUUCGUCCCUCGCGGCCGCGACGGGCGGCUUCACCGGCGCGGAGCUUGCGGGGUUGGUGCGUGCCGCGGCCUCCUACGCGCUCGAGAGGGCUGUCGGCGGCGGGGGCGGGAGCGAGGCGACGGCGGCGGGGUGCCGUGUCACCGCCGAGGACUUCGGCCGGGGGCUGGCGGACGUGACUCGAUCAAAGUCGUCGGCACACGCGUCGGCACCAGGCGGAGCGGCGAGAAGAAAGGUCGCUGGCGCGUCGCCGGCGGCGGCGGCGAGGCUGGAGCGAGAGGGAGAGAACACGAUCGGGGCGGCAGCAGUGGUAGCGGCAGCCGAGGGGGGGGCAAGUGAGCCGAAGGCCACCGCUGCCGCGGCGACGUCGGUUUCGGCGGCUGCUGUGGCGGCGGCACGAUCGGAGGGAGAAAUCGGUGGGAGCCUGUCGCCGGAGGACCUGGCGUCUGUACAGAAGCUCUUGCUGCAGAAGACGAGCGAGAGGGAAGAGGAAGACGUGCUGCUGCUGGACGCAGCGCAGGUGGUCGCGCAGCGAAGGAAGGGCGGGGGCGGGGCGGGCGUUGAGAAGGAGGGGGUGGGGGCAAGGGCGAGAUACGGUGUUGGGGAGGGGGCGGGCGAGGAGAGAGGGGGGGGGGGCACGGUAGCAAGCUCGGCGAGCAGACAAACGAGGGUCAGGAAGUUUGAAAACACGGGGUGGUUCCAUACCUACGAGUAG
Molecule: messenger RNA, 1956 nt
Organism: Ectocarpus siliculosus
Lineage: Eukaryota; Phaeophyceae; Ectocarpales; Ectocarpaceae
Source: the annotation of a GenBank genome assembly